AUGACGGCGACGUAUGACAGAGCAAUUACAGUAUUCUCUCCCGAUGGUCAUCUUUUCCAAGUAGAAUACGCUCAAGAGGCAGUUAGGAAAGGUUCGACUGUAAUUGGUGUCAGAGGAAAAAACUGUGUUGUAUUGUGUGUUGAAAAGAAGGUGAAAACUAGGCUACAGAAUGACAGAACCGUAGGAAAAAUCGCUCUUGUUGAUGAUCACGUCGCAGUGGCCUUUGCAGGUCUCACUGCUGACGCACGUGUUUUGAUAAGUAGGAUUAGAGUGGAAUGCAAAAGUUACAAAUUGACCGUUGAGGAUCCAGUUUCUUUGGAAUAUAUUGCAAGAUACUUGGCUCAGUUAAAGCAAAAAUACACUCAGAGUAAUGGUCGUCGGCCUUUUGGCGUGUCGACUUUAAUAUGUGGAUUCAACCAAGGUGGUACACCACAUCUAUAUCAGACUGAUCCGUCCGGUACUUAUUUUGAGUGGUUGGCCUAUGUCAUCGGUAAAAACUCAAAAGUAGCACGUGAAUUCUUAGAAAAGAACUACACUGAAAAUACUGUAUCGGAUGAAUUUGGAACUGUGAAGCUUGCAGUUGAGGCCCUUAUGGAAGUAACUCAGUCAGGUGCUAAACACAUGGAGUUAGGUGUAAUGAGAUGGAAAGCACCGGCAAAGCCCGAAGAUCCUUUUGUUGACUGGCAAGUGCUGGAUAGUGAUGAUAUUCAAAAAUAUGUGGAAGCCAUUGAAAAAGAACGAGAAGAAGAAGCGGAGAGAAAACGUCAGAAGAAAGAAGCAGCCGCAGCGUUAUAA
This is a messenger RNA of Trichobilharzia regenti, 795 nucleotides long. Lineage: Eukaryota; Metazoa; Platyhelminthes; Trematoda; Strigeidida; Schistosomatidae. The record is from the annotation of a GenBank genome assembly.